This is a messenger RNA of Babesia sp. Xinjiang, 2043 nucleotides long. RefSeq lists its product as uncharacterized. Gene Ontology annotation, molecular function: zinc ion binding. The transcript has 2 exons. The record is from RefSeq and is a predicted model, not a curated record. Lineage: Eukaryota; Apicomplexa; Aconoidasida; Piroplasmida; Babesiidae. The coding region runs from base 1 to 2043 and encodes 680 amino acids.
AUGGACUCCUUACACUCUGGCUUUUUGUUUGGAGCCACAGUAGAAGCAACAUCAGAUGACACACUGCUGAAGAGAAUCCACCUGGCGACUCGAGGGGCUGGAGACUGGCCCUCGCUCGCCAAAGCACUCAACAAAUGCAGACGUAACCGUAGAUACCUAACUGAAGGAUAUACAGUCUGCGUUAAACCUGACUACGAGAAGAAAACUGAUCAUGGAGAAGCAGUUUCGGUCCCAGUGCCGACAAUAGACAACUCAGCAAGCAUAUUUUUAAACAACACAGAUUCAUCCUCCGGAUCAUUUGGCCAUAAUGAAGCCACUAGAUCGGGGAAUAGGGACCCAUCGGGUCUGAAAAAUGAGAUCAAAUCGCAGGAUAAAGGAAAACGACCUCCAAAUUUAGAGAGCUAUACAUCGCAACAGGGAACACCCCGGACGGUUCAUAGACAUUCGGGUGAAAAUCAAGCACAGUCUUUGGAACCAGAACCACCUGAACCGUCAUCUACAUUUUUUAGCGUAUGUAGUGCGGCAUUUAACUUCACACGAUCGUUAAGUCGGAUGGAAACGCAUGAACGAAAUGGUUGCGGAACAGAAUACAUUAUCGUAAAGUGUGAACCUCAGGGUGGAUACAUAAGUGAAAAUACGCUGUUUUAUGUCGAUGAACGUUUACCAGAAUUACAAAGGGUCGAUCUUUUGUGGGACGUGGAGACGGAGUCACACGUUAAAAGGUGCAUAGACCACCUUCUUGGUCAUGCGGCCUCAGACACACUGACAAAAUCGAUACUGUUACGUCAAGAACGUAUGUCUGGGCCCUAUUAUAUCGAUAACAAUUCGGACUCUCCACCCUCCUCAGGCCGAGUACGCAAGACCAUAUUCAUCAAUCACCAGGAUCAAUCACAUGCUACAGCAUAUUCACACUCUAAAGUAAACAAUAUGGAUACGAAAGCAGCUGUGGAGGCACUUUUCAAGGCAAUGUUUAACAAUGUGCUGGCAGAAACACUAUCGUCGGACUUCAGAGUAUAUUACUCGGGCCAAAAUCUCACAAUACGUGACCUCAAAAUGUUCGUCACUGCGACACGACCGGCUAGUCGACCAGGAAUAAUAACACCAUCAACUGAGAUUUACGUGGGUGUCGAUACGGUGGGAGAGUGUCUAUCGGUAACCGUGGCUCCACUACGUGAUACGCUACCUACUACAUAUGAGUACAACCUAAUAAAGGACUGUGUAGAACCGUACUUCAGAGGACGUCGAUCGCGUACGUACCAUGUAAAUGACGUAUUCAGGUUUGGAGGUGUACAAUUCCGUAUUGUAGCUUUCGAACAUCGUGACGACACUCCACAACUUUUUGAUUUCGACCUCUUGAAUCCAUUUUGGACUCGAGGCAGUUGUGGGCGUGUAGGACCGACUUCUGUUAUAUAUGUAAAGGACCCUGUGGAGCUCCGGCUAACCGAUCUCCUAUCACCGGACCAACUUAGAUGUCUUAGGCGCUGUGCGCCAAGUCAGCGCGAAUUGUUGCUGUUCAAGAUGGCAUCGCAACUUGAUUCAGAGUCUUUAGAAAGACUUUAUAGCUCGGAAGAUGGCUCUCGUCACUUACUGCCGUUGGACCGUGUAGACACAUAUCAUGCCCCGUCUGUACAAAGGACACCAUCAGGGGUGGAUGAUACAGUCCAACACUACAAUAUAAGUGACACUUCAAUUGCCACGGGUACACCUAUGUCGCUUGGGUUCGACAUAUGCACAGUUUGUUAUGAAAAUAUUGGAGAAACUGAACCGUCAGGACGUUUCAAAUUCCCAUGCGGUCAUGUUUUCCAUCUUAAUUGUGCCAAUGAGUGGAUGAAUAUGCGAGGGGAAUCGUGCCCAAACUGCCGUCACGGACAGUCGCGUCUUGUGUCGUCAUCUGAUAUUGGUUAUACGGGCCAGUUUCAUACACUGUCGGACGCAGAAGAGACUGUAUACUCCGAGCCGGACGGGCCCUUUGGAACAGCUGAUACUGCCAGCUCCUCGGGGGCAUCAGAGCUGUUGCAGUGGUUCAACUCGCAAGAACUGUAA